UUUGAAUGAUAUGGCGAAGAUGGAGGAAGUGUGGCUUUGAGAAAGGCAAAACAAAAAACACUCGAGUGCUUCCUUGUUUCUAACCAUUUCAUCAGGGAAAAGAAGUAGUGGUGAACAAAGAGGGGCUAAAGAUGUAUGGAGAUUGCCAAGUGCUGUCAUCCAUGGUGAGUGGUAAUGUUGCGUCACCCGAUUCACUCUUCGCCUCUCCGAUCCAAAACCCUAACCUCGGCUUCAUGGCCAACAUGCCCCCUUUCAACGCUUUCUCCUCUAUCAUUCCGAAGGAGGAGGGGCUGAUGUUGAUUGGGAGGGGAGUGAGCAAAGAAGAGGAGAUGGAGAGUGGGUCUGGUAGCGGACCCUUGGACGGAGUGCUUAGCUGCGGCGAGGAACAUGAUAACGAGUUGCAACAACAACCACCAUCGCAGCAGCAGCAACAGCCGGUUGCCAAGAGGAAGCGCUACCACCGCCACACCACCCGACAGAUUCAAGAAAUGGAAGCGUUGUUUAAGGAAUGUCCGCACCCGGACGAGAAGCAGAGGAUGAAGCUAAGCCAAGAACUCAGCCUCAAACCUCGGCAGGUCAAGUUCUGGUUCCAGAACCGCCGGACCCAGAUGAAGGCGCAACAAGACCGGGCGGACAACGUGGUACUGCGAGCCGAGAACGAGAGCCUGAAGAACGAGAACUUCCGGCUGCAGGCUGCGAUUCAGAACGUCGUCUGCCCCAACUGCGGCGGCCCGGCGAUCCUCGGCGAGAUGUCUUUCGACGAGCAGCAACUGCGCAUCGAAAACGCCCGACUCAAGGACGAGCUCGAACGUCUAUCCUGCAUCGCAUCCCGCUAUAGUGGCCGGCAACAGCAGCCGUUAGGUCCCGCACCGCCUAUACUGCUCCCCUCGCUGGAUCUCGACAUGGGCAUCUACUCGAGGCACUUCAAGGAGCCGCCAGUGGUGAGUUGCAAUGACAUAAUCCCCGUUCCACAGAUCUCCGACCAAGCCUCUCCCUUCUCUGGCAUGCUCAUCCUGGACCAAGAUAAGCCGUUGGUUCUGGACCUAGCAAUCACGGCGGCGGAUCACUUAGUCAGGAUGUGCCGUACGAACGGGCCACUAUGGAUUAGAAGAGAUGGUCGCACCACGGAGGUCUUGGAUUUGGAAGAGCAUGCAAAAAACUUCUCCUGGCCGAUGGACUUGAAACAGCAGCAUGGAGAGGUUAGGACCGAGGCUUCCAGGGACAGCGCCAUGGUCAUUAUGAACAGCAUUACGUUGGUCGAUGCCUUCCUGGAUGCCGACAAAUGGAUGGGGCUGUUUCCUUCCGUCGUCUCGAAGGCUACAACAGUUCAGGUGUUGAGUCCAGGAGUCGCUGGUCAUGGCAAUGGCUGCUUGCAUCUGUUGCACGCAGAGCUGCAAUUUCUAUCUCCUCUGGUGCCUGCGCGUGAGGCUCAUUUCUUCCGGUACCUCCAACACAAUUCAGAAGAAGGUACUUGGAUCAUUGUUGAUUUCCCUGUCGAUGGCUGCGUCGAUGGCCUUCAAACGUCCCUCCCCUGGUAUAGAAGGAGGACCUCUGGUUGUGUCAUCCAAGAUAUGCCCAAUGGGUAUUCCAAGGUGAUGUGGGUAGAACAUGCAGAGGUGGAGGAUAAACCAGUGCAUCAGAUAUUUGAUCAAUUUGUCAGCACCGGCGUGGCGUUUGGAGCAACACGCUGGGUUUCAACCCUGCAAAGGCAAUGUGAGCGGCUUGCAAGCCUUCUGGCCAGAAAUAUUGCCGACCUUGGAGUGAUCCCCACCCCGGAGGCAAGAAAGAAUAUGAUGAAGCUGUCACAGAGAAUGAUGAGAACGUUCUGCGCCAGCGUACACGCCUCCGGAAUGCAAUCUUGGACAGCUCUUUCUGAAUCAUCCGAUGACACAAUCAGGGUGACAACCAGGAAAAAUACUGAACCUGGCCAGCCAAAUGGUGUUAUUCUCACUGCUGUCUCGACAACAUGGCUUCCCUUCUCUCAUCAACAGGUGUUCGAGCUUUUGACGGACGAGCAAAGGAGGUCUCAGUUGGAUGUUCUCUCAAGCGGUAACUCCUUACAUGAGGUGGCUCAUAUCGCCAAUGGUUCGCACCCAAGGAACUGCGUCUCGCUUCUGCGUGUUAAUGCGGCAAGCAACUCCUCCCACAGUGUGGAGCUCCUGCUUCAAGAAAGUAGCACUCACCCCUCCGGCGGCAGCAUCGUCGUGUACGCUACCAUCGACGUCGACGCCGUCCAGGUGGCGAUGAGCGGCGAGGACCCGUCCUAUAUUCCCCUCCUCCCAACUGGCUUCGUCAUCUCGCCCGCUGCCCCACCAAACGCCGUCAUCAACAGCAGCGAUGGUUCGUCCAGUACCAUCGGAUGCCUGCUCACAAUCGGCAUGCAGGUUCUGGCCAGCGCAGUCCCAUCUGCCAAGCUCAACCUAUCCAGCGUCACCGCCAUCAACAACCACCUCCGCAACACCGUGCAACAGAUCAGCGCCGUGCUCGGCGGUGGCGCCGCGGCCCAGCCGGCUGCUAUGGCGCCGGAACAAUAGCCCUAAUAAGUAAGUGGCUGGAGUCACCUGAACCCUAACUAUUUUACACGAUAUUACCAAAUUGCGCUUCGUUCCACUCUCAUCACACCAGAAUCAUCAUCAUUCUGGUGCGACAAGGGACUACUUGACAAAGCCCAACCAUUGACGCU
This is a messenger RNA of Musa acuminata AAA Group (dessert banana), 2683 nucleotides long. RefSeq names its product homeobox-leucine zipper protein ROC3-like. The transcript is spliced from 11 exons. The record is from RefSeq and is a predicted model, not a curated record. Gene Ontology annotation, molecular function: lipid binding; DNA binding; DNA-binding transcription factor activity, RNA polymerase II-specific. Gene Ontology annotation, biological process: regulation of DNA-templated transcription. NCBI's taxonomy places the organism in Eukaryota, Viridiplantae, Streptophyta, Magnoliopsida, Zingiberales, Musaceae. Bases 132 to 2534 code for a protein of 800 amino acids.